This is a messenger RNA of Raphanus sativus (radish), 975 nucleotides long. Its product is annotated as F-box protein At1g61340-like. Lineage: Eukaryota; Viridiplantae; Streptophyta; Magnoliopsida; Brassicales; Brassicaceae. Gene Ontology annotation, molecular function: protein binding. The transcript is spliced from 3 exons. The record is from RefSeq and is a predicted model, not a curated record. The coding region runs from base 230 to 727 and encodes 165 amino acids.
AUUACAAAUCAACUGAAGUUUUCAAUUUUGCUUUCUUCUAAAUAUUUUUAUUUCUCAUUCUAUUUAUUGUUCCUAUAUUCACUUCAUAUGUUUUGUUUCCUCCCAACAUCCACUGUUUUCUCUCUGUUUUUCCAUUGUUCUUGGGUCCAUUAGUUUAAAUAAACUUAAGAUCUUUUUUUUUGUUGUUUUUGUCAUACAUGAAUCGUGAGAUUUUCAUAAUAUUAGCGUCAUGGCAUUGAGGAAGAAGAUAUUAGGUGUCGUGAAAUCAUCAUCAAACACGAACCGAAACGUAGGUGGUGAUGAUGGUGGAUUAGGGUUAAUGUUAGACUGCGAUAAGUACAAGAAAGGAUAUAGGAAGAAAAGGGUUUGGAUAUCCAGUGACAAGAUUCGGGAUUCUAGAAAUAUCUGCAAAAAAAUAGUGUACAAGUCUCAAGAGCUAGAAACUCUUCCUCAAGAUAUCCUGAUAAGAAUUAUAUGUGGGGUGGAGCAUGGAGAUUUGAAGCAAUUGUUUAAUGUGUCAAAGACUAUAAGAGAAGCGACAUUGAUUGCGAAGAAAUAUCAUUUUGAAUAUAGCACACCAAGAAAAACUUUGUUUUUGGGGGACGGCUUUGAUACAAUGAUCAAUUUGGAAGAUGACAUCGAAGUUCCAUUGGUGAAAAAGCACAGGCUUUUCAGGAUCACUUGCCAAAAUAAAGUUUCUAAAAUCUCAGUGGCUCUUUUCAAAUGAAGAUCUGACCAGUUGGGUUUGAAUAUGUAGUCUUUUGCGUGUUGUUGUUGGAAACCUGCUCAAAAUAUUCAACCGCUUCUUUAGCUUUGGUUGAAGAACUAGUCUCCGUUAUAGAUUUCUUUAGCUUUCUUCCUGGAGUUUUUAUUUAUAGGUUCACUGUAAAUUGUUGUUAGACAGAGAGAUGAUAGGUCUUUUGAAAUGCUAGUUUAGCACUUUAUGUAUAUAAUAAUUUACUCAUUAGAUUUUGA